Molecule: messenger RNA, 1581 nt
Organism: Medicago truncatula (barrel medic)
Lineage: Eukaryota; Viridiplantae; Streptophyta; Magnoliopsida; Fabales; Fabaceae
Product: phytochromobilin:ferredoxin oxidoreductase, chloroplastic
Exons: 9
Coding region: 97-1098 (333 amino acids)
Biological process (GO): phytochromobilin biosynthetic process
Molecular function (GO): cobalt ion binding; phytochromobilin:ferredoxin oxidoreductase activity
Source: RefSeq, a predicted model, not a curated record
UCGUCUGAUGAAUUUCCAAGUUAGUAAAGUAACAGUAAAAUUUUGAGAAAUGGAACAAACAAACAACUACAAAAGAAGAAGAAGAAGCUGAAUUCAAUGGGUUUUAGCGUUUCUUCCUUCUCCUCAUCUUCAUCUUCAUCUUCUUCAAGCUUUUCUUUGCAACACACCCUUCCACCGUUAUUAAAGAGAACAGCUUCUUCUAACAGAAGAGUUUGCAUACAAAGCUGUUUUUCUUCAGUAUCUUAUCACAAAUUUGUUGAUUUUGCUUUGGAUGAAACCUCUCUCCAUACCCACUUGCUCUCUUCCCCUUUACAGGAAAAGUAUAGUUCCAUGAAAUCUAAGGAUGGUAAAGGAGUGCUGAAUAUGUUAUCAUUUCAAGCUGACAAGAUUAGGCUUCUACGUAGUAUGACCAUUGAGACAGAAACAAUGCAGGUUUUGGACUUCACCGUAUUUCCAAAAGCGGAGUAUGAUGUCCCCAUAUUUUGUGCCAACUUUUUCUCGACCGCCAAAACAAACAUUGUUGUGUUGGACCUUAAUCCAUUACAUGAUAUCAUCAAUCAGGAUGACUACAAGGAAAAGUACUUUAAAAGCUUAAUGCCUCUUGGCCUGAAAUAUGCUGAGCAUUUUCCAUGGGGAGGGAAGCUCACAAGUGAGUCUAUAACUUUCUUUUCACCGAUAGUCAUUUGGACAAAGUUUACUUCAAGCCCACAAAAUUAUGAUAUUCUGUAUUCGGCAUUCAGAGAUUAUUACAAGCCUUGGAUGCAGGUAUGGUUGGAAUUGAUAGCCACGGCAGUAAAAGAGACUGAUGGAUAUCAAAUUUCCCACAAUCUUGAAGCACAACAUAGAUAUCUGACAUGGAGAGCCGAAACGGAUCCGGGACAAGGUGUUUUGAAGAAGCUGAUAGGGGACACACUUGCCAAGGAUUUAUUAAGAAGCUUUCUUUUUAACGGAGUCGAUGAACUAGGAAGCAAAACGUUCAAUGACUAUUUUCCUCAUUACCACGGCGAGGAAGGAACUCUAAAUAAGAAAGGUGGUAUUGCUGGGAAGUCUUUUGAAAAUCGCCCAUGGGAUGCAAGCGGAAAAUUCCUUGGUCAAUGAAUGUUGGAGCUUGGCCGCGCGAUUGCACUCAAACUGGUUAAAUUUCUUUGACUCAGGUUCUGCAAAGCAAAUGUUGGGUUUCCGCUGCAAAUUUUCUCCAUGAUGAAUGCUUGGUCGAAUCACUGUAUGCUAUCACUGUAUUAUGUAUGUCCAUGCUUGUUGUAUUAUAUGUAUACAGAAUUAAAUUCAGCGGCUAAAAACAAAUAUCAACACCGAAGCGAAGACUGUUUACAUAUUUGUAAUUUUUACAUCUGUAUUGUUAGAUUCAAAAUUUUGAUUAGUCUGCAGCUGUUUCGUGUUGGAUUAGCUGCAGAUAAAUAGUAAAAUCUAGGAAACUUGAUGUUUGGUGCAAUAUCAUAAGUUAUAAUAGCAAAUAUUUCACCAUGUGUAUUUUAGAUUGAUUUGCAUAACCUGAAAAUAGUCACCCGUUUCUAUAAUUGAUUAUGGAUUUGGAAUAUUAAUCUGUCAAUGUUCUUCUAUUGA